This is a messenger RNA of Arvicanthis niloticus (Nile rat), 1808 nucleotides long. RefSeq names its product RuvB like AAA ATPase 2 (gene Ruvbl2). The record is from RefSeq and is a predicted model, not a curated record. Gene Ontology annotation, molecular function: ATP-dependent activity, acting on DNA; ATP binding; ATP hydrolysis activity. Lineage: Eukaryota; Metazoa; Chordata; Mammalia; Rodentia; Muridae.
GGACAGAGAGAAAAGGGAUCGUGGAGGACGUGUGGUUGCUAUAAAAUGUGUUCAGAAUUUUGCAAUCGGACUUAGCAGUUGCAGGGCGUGGGGGAAGGAAGGGGGAGGAGGCUAGGUAAUAGGAGGAGACGUCAGGAACCCACCCGGGAUUCAGAACACCCGCUGACCAAUUUAGCCUCUCGGGUUGGGCGCGGCCUAGUGUACGCCUCCAGGACAGUUUUACAUAUUUUAUGAACCAUAGAGAUGACUGGAUGACUGGGAGCCUAGAGAGGACGAAGACCGCGCUCGUAGCCGAUUUCCGUUUCCGUUGAAGCAUUGGCGGUUGGUGUGCAUCAUGGCAACCGUGGCGGCCACCACCAAAGUCCCUGAGAUCCGCGAUGUGACAAGAAUAGAGCGAAUUGGCGCUCACUCCCACAUCCGGGGUCUGGGACUGGAUGAUGCCCUGGAGCCAAGACAGGCUUCCCAGGGCAUGGUGGGGCAGCUAGCUGCCCGGCGCGCAGCAGGCGUGGUGCUGGAGAUGAUCAGAGAAGGGAAGAUUGCUGGGCGGGCUGUCCUCAUUGCUGGCCAGCCAGGAACUGGGAAGACAGCCAUUGCCAUGGGCAUGGCCCAGGCACUGGGACCGGACACACCAUUCACAGCCAUUGCAGGCAGUGAGAUUUUUUCUCUGGAGAUGAGCAAGACUGAGGCUCUAACGCAAGCCUUCCGCCGUUCCAUCGGUGUCCGUAUCAAGGAGGAGACAGAGAUCAUUGAAGGUGAGGUGGUGGAGAUCCAGAUUGACCGGCCAGCCACAGGCACGGGAUCCAAGGUGGGCAAACUGACUCUCAAGACCACGGAGAUGGAAACCAUCUACGAUCUGGGUACCAAGAUGAUUGAGUCUUUGACUAAGGACAAGGUCCAGGCCGGGGAUGUGAUCACCAUCGACAAGGCCACCGGCAAGAUUUCUAAGCUGGGCCGCUCUUUCACACGUGCCCGAGACUAUGACGCCAUGGGCUCCCAGACCAAGUUUGUGCAGUGCCCAGACGGAGAGCUGCAAAAACGCAAGGAGGUGGUCCACACUGUGUCUCUCCAUGAGAUUGAUGUCAUCAACUCCCGCACUCAGGGCUUCCUGGCCCUCUUCUCAGGAGACACGGGGGAGAUCAAGUCAGAAGUCCGAGAACAGAUCAAUGCCAAGGUGGCUGAGUGGAGGGAGGAGGGCAAAGCGGAGAUCAUCCCUGGGGUGCUGUUCAUUGACGAGGUCCACAUGCUGGACAUUGAGAGUUUCUCCUUCCUCAACCGAGCCCUGGAGAGUGACAUGGCACCUGUCCUCAUCAUGGCCACCAACCGAGGCAUCACCCGCAUCCGAGGCACCAGCUACCAGAGUCCCCACGGCAUCCCCAUUGACCUGCUGGACCGCUUGCUCAUUGUGUCAACAUCACCUUACACUGAGAAGGAUACCAAGCAGAUUCUGCGCAUCCGCUGUGAGGAGGAAGAUGUGGAGAUGAGCGAGGAUGCCUACACAGUGCUGACCCGCAUCGGGCUCGAGACCUCCCUGCGCUACGCCAUCCAGCUCAUCACAGCGGCCAGCCUGGUGUGCCGGAAGCGAAAGGGCACAGAGGUGCAGGUGGACGACAUUAAGCGAGUAUACUCCCUCUUCCUGGAUGAAUCCCGCUCCACACAGUACAUGAAGGAAUACCAGGAUGCCUUCCUCUUCAAUGAGCUCAAAGGCGAAACAAUGGACACCUCCUGAGCUGACUCUGCACCCCAGCCCCUCACCCCGUUUUCUACAAGUUCUCACACUGUGACUUUGUAUAAAAUUAUUGAAGACUGGA